GCUCCCAUGAUGAGUGGCUGGCUCCUGCUCCUCACCGUGCUCCUGGCCCUCACAGCUGUCGAAGCACAGAAAAGGAGCCAAGCAGUGUGUGAGGACGUGCUGCAGGCUGACAUCGCCUUCCUGGUGGACGGCUCCUCCAGCAUCGGCAGGAACAACUUCCGUGCCGUCCGUGCCUUCAUGGAUGACCUGGUGGGCCCCUUCGUGCAGGUGGUGGGCGAGAAGGCGGUGCGCUUCGCCGUGGUGCAGUACAGCGAUGAGCCGCGGGUGGAGUUCCCCUUCUCCCAGCACACUGAUGGCAUGAACGUCCGGAAGGCCAUCCAGCAGCUGAGCUACAAGGGUGGCAACACUCGGACUGGCGCUGGCUUCCGCUACAUCGCUGACAACUUCUUCAGCCCCACACAGCUCCGGCCGGGUGUCCCCCAGAUUUGCAUCCUCAUCACUGAUGGCAAGUCCCAGGAUGAUGCCGAAGGGCCAGCAGCGAAGCUGAAGAGCCAGGGCAUCAAGAUCUUUGCUGUGGGAGUCAAGAACGCUGACCACAACGAGCUGAUCCGCGUGGCCUCGAUGCCCACUGAUGCCUUCUUCUUCUACGUUGGUGACUUCAAGCUGCUGGGGACAUUGAUCCCACUGAUGACACGCAGGGUGUGCUUGAGCGUUGGGGGCACCCUCUAACGGCCCCCGUGCUCUCCUGCAGAUGGGCCAAGCCAUGCUGGCCCCUCCAACCUGGAGAUCCUGGAGCGGGGCCUCGAUCAGCUGCGGAUCCGCUGGACGGCAGCCAGCGGCCCCGUCACGGGCUAUCGGGUGCAGCACGUGCCGCUGACAGGGCUGGGCCAGCCGAUCGUGGCAGAGAGGCAGGAGGUGAGCCUGGGGCCACGGGAAACGAGCACUGUGCUGCGGGGGCUGCGUGCGGGGAUGGAGUACCUGGUCACUGUCACUGCCCAGUACGCCAACAGCAUCAGCGAGUCAGUGUCUGGCCGAGCACGCACCCGGCGCCCAGCAGGCGUGCAGCACUUGGCUGUCCACAAUGUCUCAGCACAGAGCAUGCUGCUGGCCUGGCCGCCCGUCAGCGGUGCCACCGGCUACCGGCUCUCCUGGGCGACCCUCGCAGGACAGGACAGGCACAGGGUGGACCUGGACGCUGGGCAGACGUCACAUGUGCUGGGGGGGAUGCAGCCCAACACCGAGUAUGUGUUGAUGGUGGCCCCGCUCUUUGGGCAGCUGGAGGGGCCCACGACCACCGUGCGGCAGAGGACAGGACCAGAGUCCCCCAGAACAGUGUCGCUGCCAAGCAGUGCCAACACCUACCAGCUGACAGGGCUGCAGCCGGGCACCGAGUACCGCAUCACUCUCUACACGCUCUACGAUGGCAGGGAGGUGGCCACCCCUGUCACCACCUUCCAGACAGGUGUUGAGGUGCCCGUGGGCACCGUGUCAGGCCUGCGGUUUGUCGAGGAGGCGGGCAGGCGGGUGCGGCUGGGCUGGACCGGUGUCCCUGGUGCCACCGAGUACAAAGUUGUGGUGCGCAACAACCAGGAUGGCACAGAGAGGACGAGGCGUGUCCCAGGCAGCCAGACAGGGCUGGAGCUGGGUGACCUCCGGGAGGGCAUCACCUACCUGGUGCGUGUUUCGGCGAUGGCAGGCGGCCGGGAGGGCAGCGCUGCGACAGUCACCGUCCGCCUCAGUAAGUCCAUGCCCAGGCAAGCCCUCAGGGCACUGGGGCAGACACAGGGUCCCUCUGAGCACCCCGAGGUGACACCUGUGGUGCUGUGGGGUGGUGCAGAGUACCCAGCAGUGGGCAGCAUCUCAGAGCUGCGGGUGAUGGAGGUUGGUCCCAGCCAGCUGCGGGUCACUUGGCGAGGGCUGUCGGGUGCCGGGGGCUACCUGCUGACGUGGCGAGGCAGCAACGGUGUGGAGCAAUCUCGCUUCCUCCCUGCCGACUCCACCACCUUCACCAUCGAGGGGCUGCGCGCCAGCAUUGUCUACACCAUUGGUGUCUCAGCUGUUGUGGAUGGCCGCCAAGGCAGCCCUGUCACCACCACAGGGCGGAUAGGGGGACCCCAGCGCAGCCAGCAGCUCCCGGCCACGGCCAGCUCCUAUGACUUGGGGGGGCUGGAGCCAGGCCAGCGCUACCACAUCAGCAUCACCAGCCUGGCUGGUGGCCGGGAGAGCGAGCCAGCCACUGUCACUGCCAUCACUGGCCACGUCCCCAGCCUGCGGGUGAUGGAGACGCUGCCUGGUGCUGCCAGCUACCAGCAGGUCUCUGGGCUGCGCCUGGGCCAGCGCUACACCUUCACCCUCCGCCCACUCCUGGGGAGCGUGCCGGGCGCCGAGACCUCCAUCAGCGAGCGCACAGUCUGCAGGGAUGCCCGUGGUGACAUCGUUUUCCUGGUGCAUGGCACCCGUGACAGCUCCUCCAGUGCUGAUGCCGUCCGCACCCUCCUCUCCAACACCGUGUCUGCCCUGGGGCACCUGGGCCCAGAGGGCACCCAGGUGGCUCUGGCCACGUACAGCUACCGCAGCCUGCCCUGGCUGCUCCUCAACCGCUCCAGCGACCUGCCCACCGUGCUGGAGCAGAUCCGCACCAUGCGCUACGAGGAGCCCAGCGGCAACGCCAUCGGGGCAGCCAUUGCCUUUGCUAGGACCUACCUGCUGAGCCCUGGCGCGGGGCGCCGGCCCAGCGUGCCAGCGGUGCUGGUGGUCCUGGCCGACGGCCCCUCAGGAGAUGAUGCCAUCGCUGCAGCCAGGGAUGUCAAGGCUGGGGGUGUCCAGGUGCUGGCGGUGGGCUUGGAGGGAGCGGACCGGGAGCAGCUCCGGCGCAUGGUGACCAGUGAGGACCCGCGGUACAUCUAUCGUGGUGGUGGCAGUGCCCUGGCAGAGCUGGAGGGAGAGCUCACUGACGACCUCUGCACCAUCAUCUCCACCAGGCCAGAGCUGGAGCCGAGGCCAAAGCCCUGCACUGUGCAGUGCCCCAAGGGCGAGAAAGGAGACCGUGGCGAGGCAGGCCGCCAUGGGCUGCCUGGCCCUCCAGGACCCCCAGGGCCACAGGGUCUGCCCGGAGAGAACGGCGAGCGGCCAGGCAGGAAGGGGGACAGGGGAUUCCCCGGAGCUGAUGGGACACCAGGAAACCCUGGCCGCCCUGGGAAUCCCGGAUCCCCCGGCCAGCCGGGCGCCCAGGGCAUCCCUGGCCUCCGAGGGGAUCCUGGGCCACGGGGGCCGAUGGGGCUUUCUGGCCCGAAGGGGGAGAAGGGCGAGCCGGGAGAAACCAGAGUGAUUGGGGAUGGAGGACAGGGGAUACCAGGCCGGAAAGGGGAGCCGGGCAUACCGGGCAGCCCCGGCCCCCCAGGGAGCCCCGGCCCACGGGGGCCCUUUGGUGAUCCAGGCCCCCCAGGUCCACUUGGACCUAUGGGGCCACCGGGACCUGCAGGGGAGUUUGUGAAGGGGGAGAAGGGUGACCGAGGGGAGAGGGGCCCCCCAGGAAUUGUGGAUGGGACAGCGCCUCGAGGAGAGCCCGGCCUCCCAGGCCUGCCUGGGGACCCCGGACCCCGAGGACCUGCUGGGGCCCCUGGCCUGAAGGGAGAGAAGGGUGAUGGCAAAGAAGGUUUUCCAGGGCCACCCGGCCGCCCAGGGGACCCAGGAGACCGGGGCCCUCAGGGACCACCAGGGGAGCAGGGCAGGAAGGGAGACCGUGGAGUACCAGGCAAGCUGGGAGAGAUGGGCGAGAAGGGUGAUCGUGGCAUGCCAGGCCCCGAGGGUGACAAGGGUGAAGCAGGAGCCCCAGGGCGCCCAGGGCCAUCAGGCAGAGAGGGAGCUCCAGGACCAGCUGGCCCCCGGGGGGAGAAGGGUGCUCCUGGCUUGAGCAUCCCAGGGCUGGCUGGACCCAAAGGGGAGCAGGGCGACCGG
This is a messenger RNA of Mesitornis unicolor (brown roatelo), 3897 nucleotides long. RefSeq names its product collagen alpha-1(VII) chain-like. The annotation marks the transcript as partial. Lineage: Eukaryota; Metazoa; Chordata; Aves; Mesitornithiformes; Mesitornithidae. The record is from RefSeq and is a predicted model, not a curated record. The transcript is spliced from 39 exons. Gene Ontology annotation, molecular function: protein binding.